AUGACCACCUCACUCUGCCAAGGGACCUUUGCCCCUAGUGGAUUGUUUUACGCUAAUGUGGUGUGUCACGCUAGCAGAGACGCUGUUGUGAUUCUGCCGUUAAGCCCAGAUACCUAUCCAGAGGGCGCCAUCACCGAGGUGCCAGCAUCACUUGUGUCGCGCUUUGAGUUGAAGACCAAGGUCUCCGCACUCUGCUGGGUUCAAGCAGCUUCUAAAACCACCAAAAAUACCAAGAGAAAGCAGAACGGUGCGAGCACCAAAACCACCGCUGCCGCCGAAUACUACCUAGCUGUCGCUCAUGUCAAUGGCAUCUCCAUCUACUCUCCAUUCAGCACUGAGCCAAUUUCCACCUUAGAGACCGAUGUCAUUGGUAUGUGUGGGUCCCAGAACUCGGCUGAUCUAUGGGUCUUGGGCUCCCAGGGUAGCGUCAAGAAAUUUGACGUCACUACUGAAGUCGUCAAGACCGAAUUCACCUACAAGAAGGACACCGAUGUCAAACUCAUCUGCACCAUUUCCCUCGACGGCGAAGAGCACCUUGUUUUGUGCUCCGACAAACUAUCUGUCAUUUCUCCAGAUGCUCCAUCCAAACCAGUGUUUACUACCAGAAAGAACAAGGCGCACACCCAGAUCACUGCAGUAGCUCAGGCCGGUAGCGCGUUGUAUAUCACCAGAGAAGACACCACCGAAAUACAGAUGAUUGAUAUCGAGGGAAAGCGGAAAGCUGUGUUUGAAGUUUCCUCCGUUCCGUCUAGUGUCGCUGUUUUUGACAUCGAAGGCUCCGAAAUAAUGGCUGCUAUUUCCGCAGAAACGUUUGAGUUCUUCACCGACGUCUCUGUGGCCAAGAUCACCACCAACUAUCCUUGUUUGGCAGGUCUCCAUAACUACCAGAACAAGUUCAUUUCUGCAUGCAACAGCGGCGCUGCUGCCACCUUUGUCGUCACCCCGUGGGCCCACGGCGAAACUGUGCUCCAGUGCAAAGUUCCAGCCGGGUGCAGCAAGAAGGCAAAGACCGAGGCUACCACUGUCAUUGUCGGUGCUGAGGCUGUGGAUAAGGAAGGGCUUACCGAAGGCGAGGCGUACGCUUUGUUGAUUGCUUCUUUGGACAGCUCCACCGUUGGUAGAGUCGUUGCGUCCCAGCAGGUGGAGGACGCUGUCAGAGAGAUCGUCCAGAAAUUGACUUCCGCGCAGGCUGUGCAGUUGUUUGAGGCGCUCUCUACGAUGGUUUCCGCCAGCCCCUCCCGUUCUACCCAGGCUAAUGUCUGGUUGAAGUGGACCUUAUUGGCCCACGGUGGUUAUCUUGCCAAGCAGCCAGCGCAGAUCCAACAGUUGAUCGCGUUGAAGCAAGCAUUGGUAGCCGGCACCAAAGGUCUCACAGCCAUGUUAGGAUUGCAGGGGAGGUUGGAGUUCUUGAAGUCGCAGUUGGCGUUGAGAAACGAGAUUGCCAAUGGCCACGAAUCGGAAGAGGAGGCUGAGGAUGAGGUUGAGGUUAUCACGUCUGACAACUUGGUCUAUGCCAACGGUGAGAUCGAUGACGUGGUUAGCGAAGAGAGUGGUGCCGACGAGGAUGAUGAAGACGAAGAGUAG
Molecule: messenger RNA, 1584 nt
Organism: Babjeviella inositovora NRRL Y-12698
Lineage: Eukaryota; Fungi; Ascomycota; Pichiomycetes; Serinales
Product: Utp12 domain-containing protein
Exons: 1
Coding region: 1-1584 (527 amino acids)
Biological process (GO): maturation of SSU-rRNA from tricistronic rRNA transcript (SSU-rRNA, 5.8S rRNA, LSU-rRNA)
Cellular component (GO): nucleolus
Source: RefSeq, a predicted model, not a curated record